Trichoplusia ni (cabbage looper) is the source of this 1263-nucleotide messenger RNA. RefSeq lists its product as uncharacterized. Lineage: Eukaryota; Metazoa; Arthropoda; Insecta; Lepidoptera; Noctuidae. The transcript is spliced from 5 exons. The record is from RefSeq and is a predicted model, not a curated record. Bases 138 to 974 code for a protein of 278 amino acids. Gene Ontology annotation, molecular function: protein binding.
AACUUCGUAAAGAUCAUUGGACGCAAGUUUGGUUUAUUUUUGUCCUCCAAUACGUUUGGUGUUGUCAGCACGUCAGUAUUCAAAUAAAUUCAAACAAGUUUGGACGCACGCUAAUAUUAAAUAAUAUUUCGGGGAAAAUGUCAUUGAAAAUUGAAGCUGAAACAAAAGUAGAGUUAGAGCCAUGUGUGUUAGCUUGGGGAGAUAAAUUGUUUAUUGGAACUGAAGAUGGUUUCAUAAGAUCGUUUGAUGCAAACCUGACACCAAAAGAGGCAUGGUCUGCGCACGCAGUACAACCGUUCGCAUUAGCCACUAGUGGGGCUAAUUUAUAUUCAUCGUCGAACGAUGGAGGGAUCAAAGUUUGGUCUGCCACUGGAGAUAAGAUCACAGAAUUACCCGCGACUGGUGCAGACGUUGGGGCUUUACAUAUCUUCGGAGACAAUGUUUACGCUGGCGAUGAGGCUGGAAAUAUCGCUGUCUACGAAAAUAAUGCUAUGAAGGCAAACUACAAUGUUUUAGAGGAAGUAAAAGAUCUCACGUUCAAUUCACCAUUCCUGUUUACAGUCAGAGAUCUCUACGUUACGGCCACGGAAAUCAAACCCGAGGAAUCGAAGACUCGCUUCAUGACAAGGCACACGAUGGAAGGUCGCGCCCCCAUGCGGAUAACUGGCGAACGACUUUUGUUCAUGUCGCGAGACGGCAACAGCUUGCGACUACAUGAUGCCACUAUAAAUACUACUUUUAAACAGUUACAUGCAGUCAAGGUAAGUGACAUGAUAGUCACAAGUUUAUCAGCCAGUGGAGACAAUGUGUGGACUGGUGGAUGGGACGGCGUGGUGCGCAAGUGGAAGAUAACCAGCGACAAAUUGGAGGCUGCAGGCGAUAUCAACGUCGGUGGUUGCAUUAACGCGCUAGUUGCAACUGGCGACAAGGCAUACGUGGCUGUGACUGGCGGGAAAGUACUUCUUGUAGCUUAAAAAUCAUUGAUAUUCGUGCUUAACGAUACAAGUCCCAAGAAAUAAAUCUUGUUACAAAUAAAGGUAGCCAACUGAGCUAUUUGAUAUGAGAGCCAUCAAUUAGCAGUUUCUUCAUAGUCACACAUCUUUAUUCUCUACAAAAAAUAUUAGACUUGUACAAUGAAAGCCCAUUGGAAAUUUGUAAAAGUAUCUCAGUACAGUUGUGUGAACUGUGUGAAGUGACAUAAUGUUAAGUUAAUAGAUAGAGGUAUUAUUUAAGUUACAUAAAAUAAAUUCAAAUAAAAAAUAA